AAGUCUGUUGGUGUGUCCUUGCAGGCAAAUGAAAGACCAAAGCAAGAAGGUUGCCAACCUGAAGCACAAAGAGCAGGUGGAGAAGAACAGGAACGCUCAGUUGAUGGAAGAGGCUCGUAAGCGAGAGGAUAAUAUCAGCGAGAGUUCUCAACAGAUCAAGGAUUCUCUGCAGCAGAAGGACGAGCGUAUCGAGGAGCUGGAGGAGGCCUUGCGUGAGAGCGUACAGAUCACGGCUGAGAGAGAAAUGGUGUUGGCACAAGAGGAAUCUGCUCGUGCAAACGCUGAGAAACAGAUGGCGGAGCUGUUGGCCGCCAUGGAAAAGGUGAAGCAAGAGUUGGAGUCCAUGAAGGCCAAGCUGUCUUCCACCCAGCAGUCCCUGGCGGAGAAGGAGGCUCACCUGACCACACUGAGGGCAGAGCGCAGAAAGCACCUGGAGGAGGUUCUGGAAAUGAAGCAGGAGGCACUGUUGGCAGCCAUCAGCGAGAAAGACGCCAACAUCGCUCUUCUAGAGCUGUCAUCCUCAAAGAAGAAGACGACUCAAGAUGAAGUGGCUCUGCUGAAGAGGGAGAAAGACCGACUGGUACAUCAGCUCAAACAGCAGACGCAGAACCGCAUGAAGUUAAUAGCUGAUAACUAUGAGGAUGACCACCUCAAGGCCUCCAAUUCUGACCAGACCAAUCACAAACCCUCUCCAGAUCAGAUUAUCCCCCCACUCAUAGACCUCAAUCAGAACCGCAGUAAACUGAAACUGUACAUCAGCCAUCUCACAGCCCUGUGCCACGAGAGAGACCCCCACAUCCUGCAGGACCUGGCCCCACCCUCUGCAUACCACCGCAGCCAACAGGACGCCUGGGAGGAGGAGCUCCAGAAGAUGAGCCCCGAACAGGUAAGAAAGGCUGAUACUCUUUUUCAAUUAAUGUAUCACUUUUUAUUGUAUGUAUCCAUUGAUUAUGGUGACCUGUCUAGUGUUGCUCCAUUAGCAAUUGUGUUUUUCAGUGGAUUCCCAUUAAGUAAAGGAUUACACUUUACAGUGAGCUUGAGGAUAUUUGGCAUUUUGUAUCCAUAUGGUAUCCACAUGUACGGAAUCCUGCUCAUUCUUCAGUUACAUGUCCUGCAUGUAAGACACAAUCCGCUUGAAGACACUUUUGGUCUUUCUCUGAUGGUGGAAUCAGUUGCAGAUGGUGGACUGGACGAGCUGCCGGCGUUCACAAGCCCAUUUGAUUGA
Molecule: messenger RNA, 1225 nt
Organism: Carassius auratus (goldfish)
Lineage: Eukaryota; Metazoa; Chordata; Actinopteri; Cypriniformes; Cyprinidae
Product: ELKS/Rab6-interacting/CAST family member 1-like
Exons: 7
Coding region: 29-1225 (398 amino acids)
Biological process (GO): maintenance of presynaptic active zone structure; regulation of synaptic plasticity; neuromuscular synaptic transmission
Cellular component (GO): cytoskeleton of presynaptic active zone
Molecular function (GO): structural constituent of presynaptic active zone
Source: RefSeq, a predicted model, not a curated record